Messenger RNA from Mytilus californianus (California mussel), 5337 nucleotides. RefSeq names its product protein phosphatase 1 regulatory subunit 37-like. The record is from RefSeq and is a predicted model, not a curated record. Bases 112 to 3918 code for a protein of 1268 amino acids. The transcript is spliced from 25 exons. Gene Ontology annotation, molecular function: protein binding. Lineage: Eukaryota; Metazoa; Mollusca; Bivalvia; Mytilida; Mytilidae.
GUUGAUUGAUUGCGUGUAAUGAAAAUGGAGAAUGUUUUCAUAAAAUUGAAUUAUUUAUUUCGUCAUUCAAUUCAACAAGAAGAGAAGAUAACAUGACAUAACACUGGAAAAAUGUCAGAAAUAGAAAUUGCAACCACUGCUAACUCAGAAAAUAACAAUGACGAAUCACAAAAAGUGGAAGAAUCAGAACCGUCACCUGUCGGGGAUUCUAAAUGUGAUAUGCAGGAAGUAAACAAUGCAUCUCGAGAUGAAUCGGAAGCUGAUUUAUCAAAUACAAAAGACAAUAACACUUCAGAAAAUCAAGAUAAGAAAAGCCCAUUGAAGAGAAAUGUCAAAUUUUUUGGUGAUAAACCUGUGUCUGGUUAUCUUGAACCUCCAGAUCCUUGGAAAAAUGCACCAAGUUGGACUUCAGAAGAUCUAAUUAAUUCAUACAAAGACAGCUGUAAAAAACACAACACCAAGCCUAUUGCCACUAUACUUAAUCAGUUGCAGGGAAUAGAAAAUGUUGGUGAACGCUAUGCAAUCCUGAGUUUGAAAGGUGAAAAACUUGACAUGAAGAAUGUGGAAACUUUGGAAGAAAUAUUUAAGUUUGUUCAAUUUCAGUGUGUUGAUUUAGAGGGAACCCAUUUAGAUGAGGAGACUUCAGUAGCAAUAUUUGAGAUGAUAGAAUAUUAUGAAAGUGCUUGUAAAGUGAAUGUUUCCUUCAACAAAGGUAUAUCCAUAAGAGGGUGGCAGUCCUGUGCCAGAAUGGUCAGAAAGACUCCUGCUUUAACAUUCCUAGAUGCAAGAAGCUGUGAUAUCAAUGAACGAUCACUACCUAUUAUGGGGAGAGCCCUAAGAAUGGGCUGUUUCCUGAAAAUACUCCAUUUAGAAAAUACCUAUUUGUCUGGUCGAUCUUUGGUCAUACUUGUUGCAGCUUUGAAGAUGAAUGAUGUUCUUAAAGAACUAUUUUUAGCUGACAACAAGUUAAUGCCUACAGAUGGAAUACAGAUAGGGAGUCUUCUGAAGUAUAAUCAUGUACUAGAGUUACUGGAUCUCAGAAAUAAUCCUUUACAGGACAUAGGCAUUACACAUGUAUGUGAUGGUUUAUAUGAACAGAAUUUAAACCAAGGUUUAAAUACUCUGGUUCUGUGGAAUAAUCAGCUAACCUAUCAAGGCAUGGCAGCCAUAGCUAAAGCUCUUACCUCUACACAAUGUCUAGAGACUUUAAAUUUAGGACACAAUAAUAUAACAAACGAAGGAAUACAUCAAAUGAAGGAGGGACUUCUACAGAACAAAUCUUUAUUACGUCUUGGUCUACAAGGAACUAAAGUCACUUGUGAAGGAGCAGUAGCAUUAGCAGAAGUAAUAGCAGAUAGUCAGAAUUUUUUACGGAUUGAUUUGCGGGAAAAUGAGAUAAAAACAGCUGGCUUGAUGGCAUUAUCGUUAGCUCUUAAAGUCAACGAUAUUUUACAUCGCUUGGACUUAGAUAAAGACCUAAAGAAAGAAACUGGAAUAAAAGAUUAUGCAGAUCAACAGAAAAGAUUACUGCAGGACAUUAACAAAAAGUUAGAGGACAAUCGAGAAAUGUUUUACAAAUUAGAAAGAGAGAAAAAUUUAGAGAAAGCCAAAGAGGCUAAAGAGCAUGAUGAUGAGGAAUCAGAGAUGACAUAUUUUGAGCAUUGUGAUAAAGUUAGGCGGCCUAGUUUAUUAUGUAUGCCAGACUGUCCACGUGAAGUUACUUUAGAUUCGCCACGUUGUAUAGAAGAACCUGUUGCUUACAUUCCAUUUUCGGCUCCAAACUCUGUUAUAACAACUCCCCCUGGGGAAUUACUUCUGAGCCCACAGUUCUGUCCCUCUGUAAAAGCCCGUAAAAUAUUCACAGUAACAAAAUGUGCUCCCCAUCCUUCUGGUUUAAGUAUAUCUUCCAUACGACCACCAGUAGGGGAACAUCCGAUGGCACUAUCUUCCGCAACGCCAGUGUUACCGUUACAGCCAGUGCUAAUAAACUCAUCCAGUGACAUUCCAAAUAAUUCAGAUAUGAUUAACAGUGAUGGUGAUAAAAUCACUAUAACUUCAAUUCCAAAAAUAGAACCGUUGACUGUUUCUGAUGUUACUAAUGCUCUUGUAAAUGAAAGUGUAAACCAACUUCUUAACCAAAUUAUCUGUGAUGACUCUACAAAAACUGGUUCUACAAAAGACUCAGAUGUUUCAGAGUCUACAGACACAAAAUUAAGUACUGUAAGUGUUGUGACUACUGACAUGGAUGCAAAUGGCGAUCAUAGUGAAAUAAAUGUGCAAUCAAACAAUGACGAAAAUCCUAUACCAAAGAAUUCAGAUUCUGAAGAAAAGAGCAAUAAAAAUAAUUUACAGAAUUCUGAAUUAUCUGAUGUUGUACUAAACAAUAAACAGUUAAAACAAUUUGCUACAAGGGAAACUGACUCUGGUGUGGGGAGCUACGAUUCUGAACAGUGGACUAAUGUUGAAGAUGCGGUCAAACCUAAUUUCCAAACUUCAUUGACAUUAAAUGGAUUAACACAAGAAAUAGCCAAUGCUAUUGAAGGACUUGAUGUCGCUCCUGGUAAUUCACAGUCAUCUUGUAAUGGACUGACGCAAGAAUUGGCCAGUACCAUGGAAGGAUUGAAUGUUCCAGCCAACCAUUCAGAAGGUAGUGUAAGUCCUGAUGAUUUUGAGAGAGAACUGGAUGAAAUGUUAGCAAAUGUUAAAAUGUCAUCUAACAUAAUCCCCGAUUUUGUGGAAAUGCCGCUGUUUGAAGCUUUAAGUUAUAGCAGUGAUAAAAAUGUUGUCAUUUUAGACAUCGGGGCUGUAUAUACAAAAUGUGGUUUAGCAGGUGAGAUUGGACCAAGAUGUAUUAUUCCUUCUGAAGUCAAGAAUGAAAAAACUGAAAAGAUUGUGAAAAUAUGGGAGUUUAGCAGUACAGAGGAAUUAUAUGAGAAUCUCAAAAAUUUUCUAUUUCAAUUGUUUUUUAGGAGUUUAUUGGUAAAUGCUAAAGACAGAAGACUGGUAGUGUGUGAAUCCAUACUUUGUCCUUCCCAAGUGAGAGAAACCCUAGCCAAAGUUCUCUUUAUACAUUUUGAGGUGUCAUCUGUUAUGUUUGGAGCUGGUCAUCUGUUGUCUAUGUUGACCUUGGGGACCAACACUGGUUUAGUUAUUGACCUUGGAUACUCAGAAACAGUUGUUGUACCUGUAUAUGAAGGCAUUCCAGUUCUCAAAGCUUUACAGGCCAUACCUGUAGCUGGCAAGGCAGUACAUAGGAAGAUAGAAGAUCUGUUAAAGGAAACCGCUAAAAUAACUGAAGAUGGACAAGAUAAACCUGUUUCAGAAGUUCCAGAUUGCUUAACUGAAGAACUUUUGGAAGACAUCAAAGUUCGCUGUUGUUUUGUGACAAAUUUAAAAAGAGCCAAAGAGAUACAUGAAGUGACAGUGAAGGGAGAAAGUAAAGACAAGUUACCAACUCCACCUCCAAGUGUAGAAUAUCCUCUGGAUGGAGGUAAAAUUCUACAUAUUUCUGGAGAAAUAAGAGAGCACAGUUGUGAAGUUUUGUUUGAACAAGAUAAUGAAGAAGUCUCAGUAUCAACACUUAUAUUAGAUGCCAUAGUCCAGUGCCCCAUAGAUAUGAGGAAAGCAUUAUCAGAGAACAUAGUUAUAAUCGGUGGGACAUCAAUGUUAGCUGGCUUUCAUCACAGACUUAGGGCAGAACUUUAUGAUUUGUUAAAGAAACCAAAGUACAAGGAUAGCUUAGCCAUUAAAGAAUUUAGAUUUCAUCAAAUGCCAGCGAAACAAAACUACGCUGCUUGGCUUGGAGGUGCCAUGAUGGGAGCAUUAGAGACUUUACCCAGUAAAUCUGUGACCAGAGAUCUGUAUAUUAUAAAUGGACAUUUAACGGACUGGUGUUCUAUAUCACAGGAAAAACAAUGAUUUAUUCAGAUUAUUCCUAUUCAAUAUUAGUGCAAUAUUUUGGUGGUUGUUGAUGGUGCAUCAGUGCUAACUGUUUAUUAUUUAUUUGACCAAUUGAAUCAUGUAGACUGAAGAAACCUGCUUAUUUAUCAUUUGAAGCUGUAUAAUUAGCAUUAUAUGUAGUACUUUUUAUUUAUGACAUAUAGCAGGGACAUAUGGAAUUGGGAGUGCAUGUGGCAAUUGAAAUGUAAAGUUCGACAAAUAUGUGUAAAGGUUUCAUUUUUAUUUCAAACUGUUGAUUAAUAAAUGAUUAUGAAUUCCAAAAUGGUUGAUCCCCUUGCUUCAACUAGCACAGAUAAUCUGGUGUAUUAUAUCUUGGAUCAGCCCCAAUGUAAAAAGAUGUGCUGAAACUUCAGCUUAUCUGGACACUAGACUCAAUAGAAUUUUUGUGUAUCACUUAUAAAUGAAAAAAAAAUAAUUGUAUCAUUUGAUUGGUAACCAUAAACAACUGAUGAUCAGUCAAGGUCAUAACAUUUUACAUAGCAGUCAAUGGCAUUAGUAAUAAUUAGAUGCCUUUGAAGAACCAUUGCAAUUCACCAAAACCACAAUUAUUAUUUGACAUACAAGACUGUAGCAAUCCUAUAAAAUGGAGCAUAAUGUAAUUUUGAAGGACUUUAUUAGAGAUUUUGUCAUGAGUAAAUAAUCAUUCAAAAAUUAUUUUUUUUUAAUAAAAAAGUAUUCCAGAAACUAAUGAAAGCAAACACUUUUAAUGUAAUUAGUUUUAAGAAUAACUUUAUACAAUUUCUUAUAUUUGUUUGUGAAACUAAAUUUUAAACGACAUGGAAACUGAUUUUUGAAGAGACAUACCUCUGUCUUACAUAUAUAUUGCCCAGGUAUUCUUUGGUGUGAUUUUAUUAAAGAAAAAAUGCAUACUUACUGUAUACUUAUCACUUGUGUCUUCUGCAUCAAGUUUAUCUUCAGUUUGCAUAGCUGUAUGACUCGUCAGUGGUGUCUUACUAAUUAAAGAAUGAUAGAGACAUGAUACACAUGUGUUGUUAGUUCAAUAAAUGAAUUUAUUGUUGAAAUACAAUUUAAAGAUGUCAGUACUUGAAUAUAGUCAAACUAGUUUUAACAUACCCUCUGUAUAGCCAAUCACUGCCUAUAUAUGUAAGAUUUAAAAUAAACCCAGUAGUACGCUUGUUUAAUAAGGCCACAUACUUAUCUUUGCCUUGGUAUCCUGUAAUCACAGGCUUGACUAUUUUGAUAUAGAUUUUAGUAACUGCUGUAAUGAAGAGAGGUUCAUAACAAUACCCAGUCUUAUUCUAGGAACUUAAACUUAGUUGAGACACAUGAUAUAUGUAUAUAGAAAAGAGUAGAGAUAAAGUUUAGACAAUAGUCAGUAAUAAAUUGAAAAGUAAAAAUAAAGAAUAGCCAAUGGUA